Molecule: messenger RNA, 1056 nt
Organism: Dufourea novaeangliae
Lineage: Eukaryota; Metazoa; Arthropoda; Insecta; Hymenoptera; Halictidae
Gene: RfC4
Product: replication factor C subunit 2-like
Exons: 6
Coding region: 1-1056 (351 amino acids)
Biological process (GO): DNA repair; DNA-templated DNA replication
Cellular component (GO): DNA replication factor C complex; nucleus
Molecular function (GO): ATP hydrolysis activity; DNA binding; DNA clamp loader activity
Source: RefSeq, a predicted model, not a curated record
AUGGCAAGCGAAACAACCGGCGUUGAGUCGAUGGACAUAGAGAUUUUACCAUCGACAAGCAAUUUUAAUGAAAAAAGUAAAGAAAGAAAUGCGAAAUUUGUACAUUUACCAUGGAUUGAAAAGUAUCGUCCACACGUGUUUUCUGAUAUAGUUGGCAAUGAAGACACAGUGUCCAGACUUUCUGUCUUUGCUCAACAAGGAAACUGUCCAAACAUCAUUAUUGCUGGACCUCCAGGUGUUGGGAAAACCACAACGAUUUUGUGCUUAGCACGUAUUUUAUUAGGACCAGUUUUUAAAGAUGCAGUGUUGGAAUUAAAUGCUUCAAAUGAUAGAGGAAUAGAUGUUGUUAGAAAUAAGAUCAAAAUGUUUGCUCAAAAAAGGGUAAAUCUUCCAAAAGGAAAACAUAAAAUAAUAAUUUUAGACGAAGCUGAUAGCAUGACAGAUGGUGCACAACAGGCAUUGCGGCGAACAAUGGAGAUAUAUAGUAAUACAACCAGAUUUGCAUUAGCUUGUAAUAAUAGCGAGAAAAUCAUUGAACCUAUACAAUCACGUUGUGCUAUGUUGAGAUAUGGAAAAUUAUCCGAUGCACAAGUGCUGACAAAAGUUCUUGAAGUUUGCGCAAAAGAAAAUAUUUCAUAUACAGAUGAUGGCUUAGAAGCAAUAGUGUUUACUGCUCAAGGGGACAUGAGACAGGCAUUGAAUAAUUUACAGUCAACAUUCAAUGGUUUUGGCCAUGUAAAUAGUGAAAAUGUUUUUAAAGUUUGUGAUGAACCCCACCCACUGCUUGUUAAAGAAAUGCUUGAAUUUUGUACACAAACAAAUAUUUCGAAAGCAUACGCGGUAAUGGAACAUCUAUGGAAAAUGGGAUAUUCAGCAGAAGAUUUAAUUAGUAACAUAUUCAGAGUUUGUAAAAACCUUUCAAUUGAAGAAACACUAAAAUUAGAUUUUGUAAGAGAAAUUGGAAUAACUCAUUUGGGAAUAGUAGAUGGCACUAGCAGUUUGUUACAGAUGAAUAGUCUUCUAGCUCGUCUUUGUAAGAGAGCUGUAAAGUGUUAA